Messenger RNA from Thunnus maccoyii (southern bluefin tuna), 4617 nucleotides. It is a transcript of the gene gemin5, whose product is annotated as gem (nuclear organelle) associated protein 5. NCBI's taxonomy places the organism in Eukaryota, Metazoa, Chordata, Actinopteri, Scombriformes, Scombridae. Bases 117 to 4526 code for a protein of 1469 amino acids. Gene Ontology annotation, molecular function: protein binding. The transcript is spliced from 28 exons. The record is from RefSeq and is a predicted model, not a curated record.
AACGUACGGCCGUUGAUGUAGUUGCUGCGACAGUGAUGUUAACAUGUGAGGAGUUUGUUUUCGUUUUUUUCACACUUAAUUAUUAAAACGUUUAACUUUAAAGUGUCCUAGGCACCAUGCACGAUAGGUCGCUCCCCGCCUCUCCCAACUGGUACUGCUCGCGCUGCAGUGACGUCAACAGCAGCGGUUUAUUGGGCGUCGGAGCCAAAAACAUCAUCUACCUGAUUGAUGUGUCUGCGUCCUCCUGCAGAGUCGCAGGUGAGCUGGUCGGCCAUAAAGGCUUAGUGUCAGGCUUUGCGUUCUGUCAGCAUGCAGGCCAGAGUCACAUCUGUGUCAGCUCCUCCAAUGAUGGGAAUGUUCUCUUCUGGGAUUCAGACAACAAGACUCUUAUUAGAGAGUAUGCAGCUCAUCAGAGCCCCGUCUCAGCCGUGCACUGGUCCCCCGUGGAUAAAAACCUGGUGGUUUCAGGGGAUGAGAAGGGCAUCGUGGUGUGUCACUGGUACCACACAGGAGACACCGCCAGCUUCUUCCCCGAGCCCAGGACCAUCUUCUGCCUCACCUGCUCCCCCCACACCUGGAGCUGUGUGGCUGUGGGGUACAAAGACGGGAUGAUCGUGCUGAUUGACGUGAGUAAAAAAGGCGAGGUGAUGCACCGUCUCCGUGGACACGAUGAUGAGAUCCACUCGCUGGCGUGGUCGCCGCUGGCCAAUGAGAACACCCUGUACAGCAGACCCGAGGACACUGAAGCAACCAAUGGCAUAACUGCAGGAGAGGAGAAGGGCUGCUAUCUUGCCUCUGGGAGCAAAGACCAGACAGUGAGGAUCUGGAGCACAGCAAAGGGCAAAGGUGUGAUGACCAUGAAGCUGCCAUAUCUGAAGAAAAGAGGCUCUGCAGUUGACCCCGGGGUCAAAGAGAGACUCUGGCUCAACGUCCACUGGCCGAAGGGACGAGCGACACAGCUUGUGUCCAGCUGCUUCAGUGGUGAGUUGGUGAUGUGGGACUUGACCAAGACAGGGAAGCAGAGGUGGACUCUGUUCGGGACGUCUUCAGAGGGUCAGAACCACAGCAGGAUCGUCUUCAACAUGAGUUCAGUUCACCUGCAGGACGACAGAGAGCUGCUCCUCAGCACCUCCAUGGACAGAGACAUUAAAUGCUGGGACCUGGCCUCUCUGGACUGCUGCUGGACUCUGCCCACCCUGGGUGGUUUCGUCUACGCCCUGACGUUCUCCCCCGUCGGCGCAGGGUGUCUGGCGCUGGGUGUCGGCGACAACAUGAUCCGGGUGUGGAACACACUGACCACCCAGAACCAGUACGACACCAGGUCCUUCUGGCAGGGCAUCAAAUCCAAGGUCACAGCGCUAGCGUGGCACCCUAAAAGAGAAGGAUCCUUGUCUUUCGGAACAGACGAUGGUAAAGUCGGCAUCUACGAUGUCUUCUCAAACAAGCCUCCUCAAAUAUCGAGCUCCUAUCACAGAAAAACAGUCUACACGUUGGCUUGGGGACCCCCAGUACCCCCGAUGUCAUUUGGUGCAGCGGGAGGAAAGCCGUCCUACAGCUUGUAUAGCUGCGCCGGCGAAGGCGUCAUCCUGCAGCACGAUCCAUCUAAACUGAGCGGUGAGGCGUCGGAUAUCGACAGACUGAUCAAAGACACCAACAACAUCAAGCACAAGCUGUCUCCACACACCGACCUCAGCUGGAAGCCAGAUGGGAAAGUGGUUGCCAUCGGCAACGAGGACGGGUGCAUCGACGUGUACGAGGCUCCCAGUCUGAAGCUGCUGUGCAGCAUCCAGCAGCACCACAAGAUCAUCAACACGCUGCGAUGGCAUCACGACCACAGCUCUCCCACGGAGCUGCACUGCCUCCUGGCCUCAGGCUCCAGCAACGCCGUCGUCUACGUGCACGACCUUCGCUCUGUGAUAGAGAAUCCUCCAGACAGCCCUGCGGUGUUGACGGAGCCGUAUCGCAGGCUGUGUGGUCAUACGGCUAAAAUCACCGGCAUGGCUUGGAGUCCACACCAUGACGCCCGGCUGGUCACCGUCUCGUACGACGGCACAGCUCAGGUGUGGGAUGUGCUGCAGGAGGCGCCCGUCUCAAACUACCGGGGUCACGUCGGUUACCUGUUAUGUGUCGACUGGUCGCCCGUCGACCCGGAUGUGAUCUGGACCGGAGGAAAGGACUUCACUCUGCAGGAGUGGAGAGUCUCCAAACAAGAGUUUACAAAUCCACCUAAAGGGAAAAAGAUGCUCGACCUGAAGGAGAAAAUGAGGGCCAAUCCCAAACAGAAGAAGAAGAACAAGAAGGCGGCGGGGGCCACUGGAGCGCCGCCGCCGGAGACGAACGGACAGCAAGUUACAGGAGGAGAGAAGGUGGCGGCGGCGGGACAGGAGCCAUCCGAUGAGGACGAGGAAGAUGAAGUCAGCUCGACAAACAGUUCUUUACCUCCAUCAGCCGCUCUUGAGACGCAAAGAAAAUCCUCCACAGCAGCAAAGAGCAGAGACAAACCAGACUUAAACUUGCUAAAGAGAAAGAAGCCUCGCUCCAUGCUGCCCAUCAGUACGUCCAUGGACCAUCGGCCCAAAGAGGAGCUGCUGCAGGACUGCAUCACUCUGGCCUCUGUCAAACACAGUGACGCGCCCCCUGCAGGCUGUGUCCCAGGCCAGGGAGAGCACAUCCAUCUAGGUCUCUUCUCUGACAGACAGGCUCUGUACCGCAUGUUUGAAGCAGAAGAGGAGAGUCACGUGGAGGCGGGUCACUUUGAGUCUGUUGUGUACCUGCGGCUGUGGAGCGGAGACCUGGAGGGGGCCCUGCAGCUCGCCACAGAGAAAGGAGAGCUGAACGACCACCUGCUCUCCGUCGCUCCCAUGGCUGGGUUUGAGGUGUGGAACCGGACGGUGGAGGCGUUCGUCAAGCAGCUGUGUCUGCAGGAGCAGUACCUGAAGGCAGCGUCCCACCUGCUGUCAAUCAACAAGCUGUACGAGGCCGUCGACCUGCUGCGUUCUCACAAGCUCUACAGGGAGGCCAUAGCUCUGGUCAAAGCCAGGCUGCCAGCAGACGAGCCGGUCCUGAAGGAGCUGUACACCUGCUGGGCCUCCACGCUGGAGAAAGACGGACAUUUCUCUGCAGCCGCUAAAUGUUACGUAGCUGCUGGCGCCAGCUUUGAUGCAGCCAAAGUCAUCGCCAGGAAGAACGACGUUUCCUCGCUGAGGACGGCGGCCAGUCUGGCGAGGAUCUCGGGGGAGGUCACGCUGGCUCAGUCGCUGGCGAUGCGUUGCGCUAAAGAUCUGGCCGCUGCUCAGGACUGGGUCGGAGCCCAGGAGGUCCUGAGCUCACAGGAGAGCCUGCUGGUCCACAGGCUUCAUCUCUGCGUCGCUGAGCUGCUGUCUGCGACGUUGGCUGAAGUCGUACCUCAGUCCCGCAUCUCCAGUCACCCGUGGACAUCGCCAGGCCAGCCGCACAUCAGCAUCCAGGACCGAGUGAGAGAUGUGUGGGAAGAGCAGUUCGGCGUUUCACAAAAGUCGGAGGGUCAUCGCAGCGCCAGAGCGCUCCUGCAGGAGCUGAAGUCCGCGGAGAGUCCGACACCCACCGCCAACGUUCCCCUCAGACAGGUGCUGCUGUAUUCAUCCCUCCAUUUGACCCGCUCCGUGUUGAGCUGGUUAUCGGACGAUGAUGGACAGCUGAUAAAGGAGCUGUGGCUGGCGGUCGCUUGGUUCAGAGACACCGGACACUUCAGUGUGUCUGCAGAGCUCUGCAGGCUGCUUUUCCCUGAUGGUGACGUCAGUGUUUGUUCCAGGAAACAUCUGAAAACACUUCAUCACACAGAAGAAGAAGAAGAAGACGCCAAAGCUGCUGCUGACAGUCUGCAGGCUUUUGUUCAUCUUCACCGUCUGUAUGAACGCUGGUGGAGUCGCUCAGCUGACAACCAGAAGGUCCAGAACGGACAUUCUGCCUCAGCGGCCGACUCCAGCCCCGGAGACGAAACGAAGGACAAAGUGGUGAACGGAGGAUCGUCAGAGUCGGGACAGAGCAGCGUCUGCUCGGCGAACGGGAGGUUCGGUGAACUGGGCUUCGAUGCGUCCCUGCUCCUGUCUGAGCCUCACGCCGCCUGUCAGGCCACUCAGAAGUCCGUGAGGGAGAUCCAGGAGCGGCUGUCCGCCAUGGUGCUGAAGCACGGCAGAGCCCAGGGAGGACAGCUCGACGCCGGGGAGAAACAGGCUGACGGUCCCGCCGCCGGAGAGUCGUCAGACAGCCAGGGACCCUCCGAUGCUGGACAACGGCCUGAUGACCAGGAGACUCUGCUCUCAUUGUCCGUCAAGAUGUCCGACUACCAGAAACAGCUGGCUGACCUGCCCGAAACCAUCAAGAUGUAUCCUCACCCAGAUGUUGUUGAAUGCUGCCUGGUCCUCCUCCACCUCAGCGAGUCUUCCCCAUCUGUCUCAGAGUCCCUGCAACAGGAGACCAAAGAUCUGCUCCGCAAAUACGGAACGAGUCCCUCCGUCCUGAAAGCCUCCCAGCGGUUCCUCACCUGAAUCUUUCACUAGCAGACUGAAAGAAGCACUUCCACUGUACAGCUUUUUGUUGAAUUAAAAAAAAAACUUUAAUUACAAAAUGAUGUUUGAA